UCGCAUGGGUCUUUUGGGUGUUGUAGUCCUUGUGUAGGUCUGUCUCUCCUCUGAAACUACCCUAGCCGCCCGUCGCAUCCGUCGGACCACACUGUUUUUCUCUCUGCUUAUUACCGCGAGCUCUUCUCGCCGUCAUUGUUGUGAUGGAACCGGACAAGAUGGACGAAAACGAUUGGAAGUAUCACGGAGAGGGGAACAAGAGCCUGGUGGUGUCACACGUACUGCUUCCCAAAGUUUUACGUCUACUCAAGUAUCCUGCAGAGGACUCUGAAAACCCACCCCAGACCACCAAGCAGGCCUUCAGGCAGAUCCAGAACAUCGUGGACUUCAGCUCUAAUGUGAUGAGCAGUCUGCUGGGAGAUAAGUUCAUCCACAGUGGGGAAGUGGUCAAACUGCCUCUGGAGUUUGUUCGGCAGCUGUCAAUCAAAGUUCAACAUCAAAGACCGGCCUGGCGCUGUGAUAAGGUGAUGGACAUCUACAGCGGCUGUGCCCUCUGUCUGCCCAACCUGACGUCUCCAGCUUUACACCAACCAUCACAUGCUGCUCCUCUCUGCAUCGAGAUCAAGCCCAAGUGUGGCUUCCUACCAUCCUCCAAACAUGUCAGCAAAGACAUCAAGACCAAAGUGUGUCGCUUCUGUAUGCACCAGCACUAUAAGGUGGCCAAUGGGAAGUGGAAGAGACGCAGCCUGUACUGUCCUCUGGACCUGUUCUCAGGGAACAGACAGAGAAUGCACUUUGCCAUUAGACACCUCAUAGAAGAACCUCAGAACAACUUCAAAAUCUUCAAGGAUGCUCAGUGUAUUUACAGCAGUAAAGAAGGUGCUGAUGACUCAUUGGACUUGACUUCUCUGCUUCAUCAUCUGAGACCAUACUUUCUGUAUGGAAACGCCCGCAUCAACAGUCACAUGACCAAUAAAGUGGUCCUGAACGAUUUCAUCCAGGUUCUAGUGAACAUUCUGCUGAGCACUGGUGGAGGCGAUGGAGGUGUGGUGAUGGACAGGAGAGGAGAGGGGCGGAGCUUCUGUGAUGCCAGUCCGUUCAACAGGGAGAGGAUUCAACAUGGUUCUCAGGGUUUACCCACCAGCAGUGUUCUGUCCAGAAUCCUUCAAACUCAGAUGUUGGACUCUCUGGACAUCGAAGGACUGUUUCCUCUGUACCACCGUGUGGAGCAGCAUCUGCUGGACUUCCCCAAAGAGAGAUGUCGCCUUCAGAUCGAUGGUCCGUACAAUGAAGCCUUUCUACAGAAGCUCCAGAAAUGUCCAACGGAGGACGACGGCUCAGUGGACUACGCCGUGACCAGGGUCCAUCAGUACCGUGUCGCCAUGACAGCCAAGGACUGUUCAAUCAUGAUCACACUGGUACCGAGUGAUGAGGAAGAGGAGGACAAAGACGGGCUGUCAACUCAGAAGAGGAUCAGGGACUUCCUGUUGUCCAGACCUCCUGCAUUCUCUUAUUCUGUCUCCAUCUUGGAUCUGGACCCAAAGCCAUUUGACAGCAUCCCCCGUCAGCUGCGUCUGGACCAGAAGAUUGUUUCUGGAUACCUUCGGACUGGCGGCGGCAGUGCCUUGCCCAAGAGCACGCCGUCUCCCCCAGCGCCGGGCCCAGAGGACUGUACACUGUUGUUCCAUCCAGUAUGAGUCCGAUGGUCUGGUUCUGUCUGCAGGUCCAUGUCUGGUGCUGAAGCUGCAGUUCUGUCAGAACAUAUAUAUUUAUCAGAGGAAGGAGGACAGUGUGUGGAUGUUGAAUCCUCGAGGUUACAGAACUCACUGGCCCAGUCCCACUCCAACAUGGGCUAACUGUCAGCAGGACCUCUUCAACAUAUAGUGGGACCUAUAGUAAAUUAGUCUGACUGUCCGAAUGUAGUCCAGGUUUUACUGUCCCAGGUGAGUGGAGUUCCAGAGGGAAGAUUCCAAACAGGUUUAGAGAUGAAACCACAGACGGAAUGGAAUGGCUGUUUCCUAAAAACAUUUGUUUAUUCCUUCAAUAAACAACUGUUUACUGAAAAACAGCUAGUUUCAGGUCAGAUCAUCAUCUCCAAAGACAAACACAUUAUGAUUCCACUUGAUGAGAUGGAAACAGGUGAGGUUGGAAUCUGUCCUCUGAAGCACCACCGUGGUAACAGAAGCAUCAGUUACAAUAGGAAAAGGCGUUUCCCACUGCUCUGAUCAUCGGAUCAUCUCUAACUCCAGUUUUACAACAUGUUCUUUUGGUGUCAAAGGUCAAUGAUAAAAUUUUGGAGACUUCCACAUGAUGUGACUCACGGUGCAUUUAGAGUUUUUUGUUUUAAUAUAAUUUCGCCUUGUUAGAGGGAUCACUUCUCAUUACACUAAUAACUAACACAGUUGUAAACAUGAUCUGUAAAUCCAAGUUUCCAACAGUUCAGAGAACACAAUAGGAUGGCGUUGGUGGAUCCAGAACACUCUUCAUCCAAUUCCUCUGAAAACUGUGGAAAAACUCUUGUAUGUAAAGAUUAAUUUACUCAAUUUUAAGUUCAAGUAAGUCAAGGUUUGUGUGGAAGUUCCAUCUUCACUUGAAGGUUAUUUAAGGCAUUGUUUUAAUGGUCUUUGUGCAGUCAUCUCUUAAUGUUCCACAGAUUCACAUCAAUAUCUGCAGCAAAUGAUUGAACCUUAACAUGUCAAUCAACCACAUCAUUAAUAAUAUCUGACCUGAGACACCAACCGAAACAAGAGGCAUAGUUUACAUAAACCCAUGUACAUGGCUCCUCCAGUUGACGCAAUCAAACCCUGGUCGACUCAGUCACACCCUGGUUGACUGAAUCUCUUAUUCUAACAUCUGGUUGGAUGGAGGCUUGGCCUUAGGUUUUAUAAUAAAUGAUCUUUAACUGGUAGGCUAGUCUCAUGAUGAAAGAAAUAGACCCUGAGGAUCCCAGGUUUGAUCAAAUAAUCCAAAUAAGGUUGGAUUGAGAUUCAUUCAUUCAUUUUCUGAACCCGCUUUAUCCUCACUAGGGUCACGGGGGUCGCUUGGAGCCUAUCCCAGCUACAUAGGGGCGAAGGCGGGGUACACCCUGGACAAGUCGCCAGUUCAUCGCAGGGCUGGAUUGAGAUAUAACAGUUAAUACAAGGUUUUCCACAGUUGGAUGAGGACAACAUGGUAGUACAUCAGAGUACAUGGUAGUACUAGGAGGUCCAUGUGCUAGGAGGACCAUGUACUCGGAGGUCUGUGUACUAGGAGGUCCGUGUACUCUGAGAUCUGUGUGCUGGGAGGUCUGGUCCAUGUACUGGGAGGUUCUUUCCAUGUCCUGGUCCAGUGUUUGUAAAAUGCUGCAUUCAUGGAUCUGGUGUUGGGGUGGGUGAAUCCACCACUGAUGCUGUGACUGGUUCUUUACAUUAAACAUGAGCUGAUUUUCAGUUGAACAUGGAGGAUAAGCACAGAUUUGGACCUAACAGAACCAUGAUUUAUUUUAGCACAACUUGUUUCACAUUGUACUCAACUGUUCUCAUGGUUCCAGGUUUUAGUUUUAGUAGAAAUUACUCUGAUUGUACUGCUGUUUUCUUUUCUUUUGUUUUUUUUUUUGCUUUUCUUUUGUUUUGGGUUUUUUGUUUCGUUUUGUUUUCUUCUGUUGUCUGGGCAGAUUCAUACACAGGUUCUGGUCUAGAUGAAUGGUUACAUCUGUAGAACCGGUCCAAACCCAUAUAAUGGUGUGUUCUGACCCUUUUCCUCUGUUAAAGCAGAAUGAACAAAACUCACUGAUCCAAACUUGUACUGAUCCCACCUCCAGCCUGUUUGCUGUUGUCAUGGUAACCUGCAGGUGUGUCAUCCACUUGUGUGUCUGUGACUUUGAGACUUCGACCAGUUGUUAAAGGACAGAGUUUUAGUUUUUGAACCCAGUUUAAAAGAAGGCAUGGCUGAAAUCAUUUUGGGUCCAUUUGACCUUUUGUUUGUGUCUCUGGUGACGUUUUCAUGGCUGAUGCGUCACAUCCACUGGUAACACUUGACUUGAGAUGAUCUGUUUACAUAGUCCACUCAGCAUCACCAACCCCACCUCCCACGAGCCAAUCACAUGAUGACUCAAACCUCAGUGACAUCAUCUUACUCACAGCCAAUCAGACGGUUUCUCUUGAUGUCGGGUUUUGGCAUUUGUGAAGCGCUCCGUCUGUUACCUGCCUACGAGUCUGAGCAGAGGUGGAGUGGACUGAGGGCGCCCCAGGCAGCAGAGGCCCAUGGGAGUUGGAGUUUAAUGAGAUUGUCUGUGAGACAGACGUCUGGACCAUAAUUAAAAAACAAUCAGAAUCACAAACAAACCGGAAGGAUGUUAAAGAUCUGAUAUAUGACUGGAUGAUCGUUACAAAAGACUGAACAGAUGGAUGAAUGGACGGACGAAUGUUGUUCAUUUCUAUUGAUGAAGCUUACAUCUCAGUCAAAAUCACACAUGGACGAACAGAUGGAGUACAAUAAAAUAUUCUGUUUUUGUGUAUAAAAAAAUUUGACAAAAGUCAGCUGAUUUUAAUCCUGCUGCUACAUUUGUGUCAUUAAAUAUUCAUCUAAGAAACGGAGACUCAAAAAGAUCAGACAAUAACCAAUGUAGGUAGACUUUUUCCUGACAGUAGAUGAAAGACAGUUACCAUAAUCUAAUCAUCUAAACCUGUUGAUUAAAACAAAUUUAACUGGCUGGAGAAUAAUGUCAAUGUUUCCAUUAAAUGAAAAUGUUUUAUAUGUGACAAACAACUGUUGUCGACCGAUAGGAAGCUGUCAGAAUCAUAGGAACAGCAUAUUUUAUUUGGAUUCAAAUCCUCGUGUUUAAUCUGAGUUAUUAAUGAAAAUAGAAAAGACUAAAAAGAAAAAGAUUAAAACUACAUUUUCUGCCUGUUCGGAUUUGGAAACAUGCUGAUUUUGGACUCAUUGUUUGGACUUUGUGAUGUCUUAUUUGGACUUAUUUGCUCCAGUUUUCAGAGGCUGAAGCUGAAUGACCAGUUGAUCCAGUGAAACCAGUUUGUUACUGUGAUUGGAGCUGGUUCCAGUUAAAAGCUUUUAAAAGCCUUUUGUGGUGGAGUUGAGACUUUGUCCAGACCUCUGACCUCACAGACCAUGCUGCUUUCUGACUGGCCAGUGCUGCCUGGGUGUGGCCUGCACAAACAUCACAGCCCUGUAAUUCCUUAUGUGUAAAAGAGAGGGCGCUGCUGUUGCCUUUUUGUAUUUAAAUUAUUUAUUUUUGUAGAUUUUUGGCCUGUGCUGUUCCAGCAAUGACACACGAGCUGUUUCUAAUGAAUAAAGAUUUAAGAGACUGAACUA
Molecule: messenger RNA, 5250 nt
Organism: Sphaeramia orbicularis (orbiculate cardinalfish)
Lineage: Eukaryota; Metazoa; Chordata; Actinopteri; Kurtiformes; Apogonidae
Gene: ippk
Product: inositol 1,3,4,5,6-pentakisphosphate 2-kinase
Exons: 14
Coding region: 144-1637 (497 amino acids)
Biological process (GO): inositol phosphate biosynthetic process
Cellular component (GO): nucleus
Molecular function (GO): inositol-1,3,4,5,6-pentakisphosphate 2-kinase activity; ATP binding
Source: RefSeq, a predicted model, not a curated record